Molecule: messenger RNA, 669 nt
Organism: Neurospora hispaniola
Lineage: Eukaryota; Fungi; Ascomycota; Sordariomycetes; Sordariales; Sordariaceae
Exons: 1
Coding region: 242-577 (111 amino acids)
Source: RefSeq, a predicted model, not a curated record
GUGGGGAGGGCGGGAGGAGGAGGUCUGGGAGUCCGUUUUAAGUUCCUCCUUCCAUUUCUUUUGCUUCUGGGAUGGGGUGUUCUUGCGUAUGAUUAUGCUUUACGGAGGAACGGCGUUAUGAGAGUGUUUCUCCUUACCUACUACUGCAUGGCCGGCGGAGAAAGUCGGGGUUCAUGGCGUUUAUGAAGGCAUAUGUCUGGUGGCAUCCGCAUGCAGCAGACGUUUGUAUUAAAGGAGGAGGAUGGAUGAAUAUCCUUGGAGAGUUGCUACCAGUGACUUCUCACAGUCAGUACGCAACGUGGUGGCACUGGCUUCAUUUACUUAUUGUGCCGCGAGACAUUUCUUUCUUUGCAUACUUGGUAUCUUUUCUUCUUUUUCUUUUGGACUUUUGUUGUCUUUGGGACGGACCUCUUUAUUUCGCUCUACUCUCUGUACAAUCAACCGUACCAUGGUGAAACAGUACAUGGCGACUGAUUGGUAUCUUUCUCUCCUCUUUUUUUCUCCCUCACGGGUUUUGGUCAUGUACUUGCCACAUGGAACGGCGUCAAUAGCGAAACUCACCUCACAGCAUAUCUAAUUUCUUUCUUCUAGCCUACUUAGAUUCUCAUAUCACGCAGAUAUUUUAUUUACUCAGACACAUUUGAGCUUGCAAUACUCGUCUCUAGCGCA